Molecule: messenger RNA, 1659 nt
Organism: Diaporthe citri
Lineage: Eukaryota; Fungi; Ascomycota; Sordariomycetes; Diaporthales; Diaporthaceae
Exons: 3
Coding region: 1-1659 (552 amino acids)
Source: RefSeq, a predicted model, not a curated record
AUGCUGUGGUUUCGCGCGAUCCUUGGUGGAGCCCUCGCCGUGAGCGGCGUGUCUGCCUUCACCGGCAACACGACGGCUUACAUCGACGACCUGUUCGACCAGUCCAUGAGCUUCCUGGACCAGAUCUAUGAUCCCAACGCCGGCUACCUGUGGUACUUCUACUACCCUCUCGCUGCGGGAAAGCACGAGACUCGGUCGACGGUGUGGUAUGCCGCGGGGUUGUUGCGCCGGAACGAGGGAGAUGAUGUGGACAAUGCCGUGAAGAUCAUCACCAAUGUCAUUGGUGACCAGCAGAAGAACGUCAGCGCUCAAUGGUUCGGUGACUACACCAAAUAUCCCGAGGAACCGACUGUCGGCUCGGCAUGGUAUCCGAAGAACAUCUACAACUCCUGGGACCCCAACUGGCGAGGCUUCAUCGGCACCACACUGAUCGUGAUCUACGAGGAGUACGGGGACCUGCUCCCGCAGCCAGUCAAGACGCUCAUCCUCGAGAGCAUGCGCAACAACACCAUCGGCGACAGCUACCGCGUCGGCGGCGUGGACGGCGACAACCUGUACCCGGCGUACUCGAACCCGGCCCUGAUGCGCGUGGCCUCGGGCUGGACGGGCCGCAAGCUCAACGACAGCAACAUGACGGCCGCCGGCGAGGCCUACGCGCAGGAGGUGCUGGACCUGUUCGACCGCAGCGGCACGCUGUCCGAGUUCAACUCGGCCACGUACGCGGGCAUCAGCCUCUUCGCCCUGACGCUGUGGGCAAAGUACAUCCCCGACGAUGGCUCGUCCGUCAUGGGCUCCAACGGCGCCCGCGUGGUCGCCGACGUCUGGACCAGCAUUGGCGAGCUGUACAACGCCAACCUGCGCAACGUGGCCGGGCCGUGGGACCGCACGUACGGCUGGGACAUGAACCUGUAUAUCGGCAUUUUGAAUGCGUACAUCUGGUCCCUCGUCGGCGCGGACCGCGCCCCGGGCAUCAACACCGUCAGCAAGGGCGGGCGCACCCCGGCGUGGGCGACCACGCACGCCGACGACUUCGAGAUCGCGCCGCUGCUCGCGGCGAUCCUGCCCUACCACCACACCCUGAUCCCGGACGCCGUCGUCGAGAAGCUGGCCGCCUUCCCGGGGGAGCACACGUACGCGGCGCAGGCGCUCUCGCCGCCGUGGGACCUGGCCCCGCGCAACAUCAGCAGCUGGCUCGCGGAGAGCCUGACGAUCGGCGCCGAGAGCUUCGACCAGACCGUCGUGGGCGGCGCGUCCGUCAACCAGGAGCAGUGGGCGCCCGCGGUCGCGCAGUGGCUGCGGGCCGACGGGAGCGUCGGGUGGCUCUCGUACUGGGCCACCGAGCCCGCGAUGCAGGCCGACGUGCGGCCGUACCGCCUCGAGCUGACGUACCCCAGGGGCAACGAGAGCAGCGUCUUCACGUUCAUCGUUGGCGCGAACCCGCUGGGCCAGAAGAGGGAUGUGUUGGGUUGGGGUGAUGUGAUGGGGCUGAACGUCAAUGUCAGCGGGACGGUGGACCUGAGCCACGAGGUUGCGUUCUGCGGUCUUAACGGCGGCUCGUGCGAUCCUUCCCACGGUUUCGAGUUCUGGAAUUUUACCUACGUGAUGCCGGCUGGGAGCACGGAGACGCCAAACAUCGUGUUGGAGCUCGAGCUUGCAUAA